This is a messenger RNA of Trematomus bernacchii (emerald rockcod), 4319 nucleotides long. RefSeq names its product zinc finger protein 532 (gene znf532). The record is from RefSeq and is a predicted model, not a curated record. NCBI's taxonomy places the organism in Eukaryota, Metazoa, Chordata, Actinopteri, Perciformes, Nototheniidae. The coding region runs from base 13 to 3837 and encodes 1274 amino acids. The transcript has 8 exons.
UAAAACAGGAUUAUGGGAGAUAUGAAGACACCAGACUUCGAUGACCUGCUAGCGGCUUUCGACAUCCCGGACAUGGUGGAUCCCAAAGCUGCUAUUGAAUCUGGCCCUAACGAUGACCAUGACGGACAGCUAAAGCAACCUAGUGGUGGGGUGAAUGCCAAUGAUGAUGAGUCCCAGAACCCAUCACAUGACAUUGGUGUUAGUGUCAUUGUCAAGAACAUCAGAAACAAAAACACUAGCAGGCCUAAUGAAACCAUAUCAGAGAUGGAUGAAAAGGUCCAUUCCCAACACUAUACUGCUAGCAUUGACAAUGGACUUUAUAAUGGCUUUUUGCCUUCAGGACAACCUGCUAGUCUUUACACCAAGAAUGGAUGGAACACUCCCAGCAAGGAAGGACAGCGAGUUGUCAAUCAAUCACCUACAUUCAAUCAGUUCAGCCCCAGCAGUGCUGAAGAGUUUGAUGACAAUGAUAAAAUAGAGGUAGAUGACCCUAUGGACAAACAGGGAGGUCAGUCAUUCUUUAAGUCCAUGACUAAGACUGAAAGCCCAAAUCCCAAGUCUCCUGUAUCAAUCACUAGAGUUUCCAGCACAAUCAGGAACCAAAAACCUGAUCAAAACAACAACACCAAUGGCACUCUGGAAGGUUCCAAGUCGGAUAAGCCCCCUCAAUUAGGUUUACCUGAGGGGGGACAAAAGGAAACUGUCCUCAAGUCUCAACGUCUGGAGUCCAAGGAGGCUGGAAAGCAAAUGGAUCGUGUUAAUGAGUCCAUUGUGUCUCAAUUCCAAGCCAAGUCCUCUGCAAAACUUUCGUCUUGUAUAGCAGCAAUAGUAGCUCUCAGUGAAAACAAGUCUAUCGCUACAGACUUGACUGUUUUGAAUUUGGCCACAACACAGAAGGAACUAACCAAUACAAAUCCCAUAGCUCGAGCAAAGCCACACGAGCUGGAGUCAGCCCUAGAGUUUGCAAAGCGGCUGCUCACAAGACAACCAGACAGCUCCACUAGUGUCAUGAUGAGUGAGGGUAGCAGUAAAGAUUCCCCUGCCUCAAGCACAGACACCCCAACGGUCAUCCCGAAAGUCAGGAUCAAAACAAUCAAGACGUCAUCGGGGCAGAUCAAGCGUACUGUCACCCGAGUUGUGCCAGAGUUCAGUGACAUUUUCUCAUCUCUUACAAGGCCCUCUCUGCCAAUUGAAAUAACCAAGCAAAUUACUAUUAAACCUGUGGCAACAGCUUUCCUGCCUGUCUCAGCAGUCAAGACCACUGGUUCCCAAGUCAUAAACCUGAAGCUAGCUAACAACACCACAGUCAAAGCAACUGUCAUCCCUGCUGCAUUAAUACAAAGUGCGAGCAGUGCCAUCCUGAAAGCCGCUAAGGCCAUCCAGCAACAGACGGUAAGGGUACCUGCCUCCAGUCUUGCUAGUGCCAAACUUGUGCCAAAAACAGUCCAUCUAAGUAACCUCAAUCUUCUGCCUCAAACUAUAUCUCCUGCUGUAUGUGGUCUGAAACAGGCCCUGUCCUCCUCCAAACAACCACAGCAAGUCAAGCAUCAGACAAGUCUUGCUGGCCGGGCCUCAAAGAAAGUCUCCACUAUUCAAGUGUUUACCAACUCUCAAAGCUCUGUAGUGGACGCCUUCAAUAAAGUCCUGAGUAGCAUAAACCCAGUCCCUGUGUAUGUCCCAAACCUCUCUCCACCAACCUCAGCUUGCAUCUCUCUACCCUCACGUGGCUACAAGUGCCUGGAGUGUGGAGAUUCGUUUGCUCUUGAGAAGAGCCUGACACAUCACUUUGAACGUCGCAGUGUGCGGAUCGAGGUCACCUGCAACCACUGUGCCAAAGGUCUAGUGUUCUACAACAAAUGCAGCCUCUUGUCUCAUGCCAGGGGCCACAAGGACAACGGGGUGGUCAUGCAGUGCUCACAUCUAAUCCUAAAACCCAUCCCUGUAGAUCAGAUGAUAACUCCAUCACCCUCAUCAGGCCCAGCCAACCUAAAUGGCAUCAUCUCCAACUCCCAAGUUCAAGCACCCUCCAGUCAAAUCCCAGGAAGAGUUGCCAGUGAAGGGUCCCAAACUAAAGUGAUUUCAGCUCCAUGCAGUGCUCCUCUUGUGGCAGCCAUGCCAUUGGGGGAUGAUGCAUUGAAGGUCUGCAGGCACAGCCUAAAAUGCUUGGAGUGUAACAAAAUGUUCCAGGAUGGCAGCUCGCUAGCUAUGCAUUACCAACAGGCAGUGGAUUCCAGUGGACAGAAAACAUGCACCAUCUGCCAAAUGCUUCUCCCAAAUCAGUGCAGCUUUCAGUCACACCAGCGAAUCCACCAGCACAAGUCUCCUCACAUCUGCCCUGAGUGUGGCGCCAGCUGCCGUUCUGUCCACUUCCAAUCACAUGUCACCAAGAACUGCCUGCAUUACAGCCGUAGAGUCGGCUACCGCUGUAUCCACUGUAGUGUGAUCUUCGCUGAUGUUGCAUCUGUAAAAUCUCACAUCCAGAGUUCUCACUGUGAGAUAUUCUAUAAAUGUCCUCUCUGCCCAAUGGCCUUCAAGACUGCACCUGGAACACACUCUCAUGCAAACACACAGCAUCCAGGAAUGAAGGCAGGAGAGCCCAAGAUGAUCUACAAGUGUUCCAUGUGUGAUACCGUGUUCACAUUGCAAUCCCUGCUCAACACGCACUUUGACCAGCACAUUGUCAAUCAAAAGGUUUCAGUGUUCAAGUGCCCCGAUUGCUUCAUGCAAUACGCACAGAAACAGCUCAUGAUGGACCAUAUCAAGGCCAUCCAUGGAACCCUGAAAACCAUUGAGGGUCCACCAAACCUGGGCAUCAACCUUCCUCUCGGCACCAUGCCUACUAACUCUAAUAACAACAACAGCAACAGCCCCAAAAUUAAUAAAAAUAAAACAAAUAAUAACAACAAAGAUGGAGGAAAUGUAAAUGGUCAAGAUAAGGGAAUCACUAAGCCUUCAUCUUCACCUCUAAAGAAAACAAACACUAACUGCUCAUCGGACCUGAAGAGCCCACCAUGCUCAGGAUACACAUGUGGAGACUGCAGGAGCCUCUUUAGUUCCAGAGAAGUCUUUGUGGUUCAUAUGAGAAGUGAACACGAAAAGAUUCUCAAGAAACACCCUUGUCGGCAGUGUGAGAAGUCGUUCAACUCCUCCCACAGUCUCUGCCGACACAACCGUCUCAAACACAAGGGACUGGGGAAGGUCUACACCUGCCCGCACUGUCCAGCUCUCAGUCCUCCGUUCAGUAAAAGAGUGCUGCUGGAUCAGCACAUUCAUCUGACACAUGGGGUCAAAGAGGGGAAGACAGUCAACUCGGACAAUACGGAGGCUUUACCGGACAAGGAUACGACACUAAGCCCCAAAAGGAAGCCAGAAGAGGACGAGGGGUCUCCAGGCCUGAUGUCCAGGGGCUCCGGCUCACAGCCGUUAAAGAGGCUCAAAGUUAAUAUCCUUAAAGUUCAAAAGUGUGCCGUCUGUGGCCUCACAACUGAAGACAUCGCAGCUUUCCAUGAGCACAUUCCCCAGCACAAGUCUGAUGGCUCUUCCUACCAGUGUCAAGAGUGCGGCCUGUGCUACACCUCCCACCGCUCGCUGGCCCGACACCUCUUUAUCGUCCACCGGCUAAAGGAGCAGCAGGGUCUCGCCCUAUACAAUGGACGGGGCAAGGAUGACGAUGAGAGUCAGAGAGAGAACCAGCUGGACGUUACAGACGGGACACCAAACACCAAAUGCAAAGUGUGCGGGAUGAGGUUUGAGACGGAGGGAAACCUAAACACUCACAUGAGGACACAUGGGAUGGCUUUUAUAAAGUCUAAGAGACUGAUUGCGGCUGAGAAGUGACUUUUUCAAAGCAUUCCAACUAAAGCAAAUACUGUUGUUUUAAACUUUACAGUUUGUUAAGACAAACAACUCUCAGUAUAUUAUGCGGUACUACAUUCAAAAUGUAAAUGCCGGUUACUACAAUAUGUAUACAGUAUAAACUCAAAAAUAUGUAAGACAUGUCAAAAUCACUUUAUGUUUAAGAUAGAUUUUUGUACACGUAAAUGUUUUUAGGCUUUGAGGUUGUUUUAUAGAAGAGCUUUUCUUCUUUUAUUUGAAACAAUUUCCAUUGUUCUUGCUAGGGCUAGAUAAUAUGUGGAUAUAUUGUUGUAAUGGGACUAAUUCUCAUACAGUCAGCAGUGUUCUGAAUGUUUAAAAUUGCUGAUGUAAAACAAAUGUCUAUAAGAAGAAACAUGCACAGAUAAACCCUUUUGGAGUUUCAUGUUUUUUUGCAGUACAUAAUAUUUGUCCUGUAGUACCUGAUGUCCUCAGUUUCACUUAAC